This is a messenger RNA of Colias croceus (clouded yellow), 6945 nucleotides long. RefSeq names its product otoferlin-like. Gene Ontology annotation, cellular component: membrane. The record is from RefSeq and is a predicted model, not a curated record. Gene Ontology annotation, biological process: plasma membrane organization. The transcript is spliced from 26 exons. Lineage: Eukaryota; Metazoa; Arthropoda; Insecta; Lepidoptera; Pieridae. The coding region runs from base 21 to 6254 and encodes 2077 amino acids.
GUAAAUAACAAUUAUCCAACAUGUCGCUCACGGUAUAUUUAAAACGUUUUAAAUUAAUAAAAUCCAAAGCAGAAAGAGUCGUUACCUUGGAGUUCAGAGGUAAUCGUAAAACCUCUUCAACAAUACUGGACCCAGAUGAACUGAUUACAGUCAAUCAGACGUUCGUAUGGCACCUCACAACGCCAGUAGACAAAGGCGAGCUGCUGACCAUCACACUGCUGGAGAAGCAGCGUUUCGUUGCUGCCCGUGUGGUCGGCAAGUACCGGCUAGGAAUGCACAUGGUGGUCGUGGAUGGCAUGAUACCGAUCACUGAUUCGCUUGUCGACGAUGACAAUCACGGCGUACCGGCAUACAUAGAAAUGGACGUGUUCUACGAGCCUCCAGUGAGACGCGUUAUAGAAAUGGGAGAUGGCGCCCAUUGCCUACCAGAUGUUCCUCCUAGAAGCAAGCAGAUCACUCCAGCUGUGCACCACAAGCCCAGCAAGUCACGCAGCUCUGGCCGCAGCGAUUCCAGUCAGCCAGGACCAUCCCGUCAGCUCACACUGGACCCAGUCCAGAGCCAUUCGCACGUCAUCGACAUGGACGACAGCACAGGACUUGAAGACUUAGAGCGCAACAUUGCUAAUCUAGAGCGCUCGCUACAAAACAGUGACACAAUUAUUGAUAUGGAAUCGGAAGACGAAUCCCGCACAAGGAAAAUCAAAUCAGUGGGAAAACGCUUCCUCAGACGCGGAUUGUCGGUUGGGACCGAACGUACCAUGAACACUAAGCGUACGUCAACACUUAAGACUAUGCGAAGCUUCAUUCGUCUGGGUAAAAGUCGUCUUAAUGAGAGCAGUGGCGAAGAAGAACAAGGUCUUCUCGACCUGCCUGGGCCUUCCACUGAGCCCGACGGACAUUACAGUCAGACUUCUAUGUCAUCUGAAGAUUUGUUGGUAGAUCUACACUCACCAGAGGUAGAAACACCGAAAACAAAGAAAAUGCGAGUUGCUUUGGAUAUGGCUGGACCCUCGGCUCUUAAAGCUGCAGAUUUCCAAAUUUGCAUCACCGUGAUUGAAGCGCGUCAGCUCGCAGGCCUGAAUAUGGACCCUGUCGUAUGCGUCCAAGUUGGAGACCAGAGAAAAUAUACAAGCGUGAAGGAGAGCACUAAUUGCCCCUACUACAAUGAAUAUUUCGUCUUCGACUUCCACAUGCCGCCCAUCAUGCUGUUCGACAAGAUAAUCACACUAUCGGUUCUACAUUCUCGGAACUUUCUUCGUGCUAACAAGCUCCUGGGCAAUUUCAAAUUAGACGUCGCCACGGUUUGGAACCAGCCGGAUCGCCAGUUCUACCACAAAUGGGCACUCCUCACGGACCCGGACGACAUAACAGCAGGGCCAAAGGGCUACUUAAAAUGCGACAUAAGUGUUAUCGGCAAGGGUGACCAAGUAAAAGUUCCACCCAAGAGUGAAAAAGACGAAGAUGAUAUAGAAGCAAACUUGCUUCUCCCCGAUGGCGUGCCAAUUGAACGGCAAAGAGCUCGAUUCAUUGUCAAAAUACACAAAGCGGAUGGUUUGCCGAAAAUGGAUUCUUCCAUACUCGCUAAUAUAAAAAGCGCGUUUACCGGCGAAAGCCAGGAUAUAAUAGAUCCUUACGUGCAAGUUUGCUUUGCGGGGAUGACGGGUAAAACGUCAGUACAGAAGAAUUGUUGCAACCCAGUUUGGAAUGAACAAAUCGUGUUCACUGAAAUGUUCCCGCCGUUGUGCCAACGUCUCAAAAUUCAGCUUAGGGACAACGUGCCCAUACACCCGAGCAUUAUUGCCACACAUUUCAUAGAUUUAAAAACGAUCUCGCAUGAUGGCGAAAGAGGAUUCUUGCCAACUUUUGGCCCAGCCUAUAUUUAUUUAUAUGGCUCAACUCGCGACUGUGGUCUAUUGGAUCAAUCCUCCAAUUUGAAUAAGGGUAUGGGUGAGGGUGUGUCAUACAGAGCAAGGAUAUUGAUUUCAAUAAGGACGGAGAUAAUAGACAACUUUGAAACUCCAUCCUCGGAAGUGGAGGUGGAACCAAUAAUGCCCAUAAAUGAAUUGGCAUUUGAAAAAAAUGAAGAAUUUUUCUUAUUCGCGAGCGUUUUCGAUGCUAAUAUGAUCGACAAAAGUAUUUCGGACAAACCUAUUCAUUUCGAGUUGAGCAUCGGCAAUGCCGGAAAUUCUUUGGAUGGUCCUCACGCUUCUAUGAGGAGACCACAAGAUUUAGCGGUAGAAUCGCUGGAUGACUUAAAUGCCGACACGGGCUAUUGGCAGAGUACCACUCCUGAUGUGAAGCCACAGACUACUGACAGAUAUUAUUAUUUCCUACCAUAUUGGGAUACUAAGCAAUGUAUGCACGUUCGUAGCAUUUGGCCUGAUCAUCGUCGCCGUAUGUAUAACUCCAACAUGCUCAACUACAUAAUUGACUUAUUGGAAGACGGGAUCACUGAUGCAGAAAUGUCUUUAAAAACAAAUGGGAGUCUGGACAAUACGUCCCUAGCUGCUUUAAAGUCAGUUAUGGAAACAGUUACUAUUCACUGUGCAAAGUAUACUGAAUACAUGAAUAGUGCUCAGCCUAUCGGAAAUACGAAGCUUGAUCGGGAGAGGCAAAAAUUGUGCAUAUACGAAAUAGAACAACUCGCUAAUUUAGCACGCACGCUCAAAGCUGUUAUUACAAGACACUCUGUCAAGGACCGCAUCAGAACGGCCUUUUCCUAUUUGAAUCGAUUGAGAUAUUUGUGCGAAGAUUCGCAACAUGCAAUGCCAGACAUAUUUAUUUGGAUGAUAAGUAACGGUAAACGUGUGGCUUACCAACGUAUCCCGGCUAGAGACAUAAUUUAUUCAGAUAGGCCCGAUGAAGUGGGUAGGCUUUGUGGAAAGAUGCAAACAUUGUUUCUUAAGUGGCCGGGCAAAAAAGCAUCAGCGCCGAGUGGUUGGUCAGUUCCUGCCAAAAUAGAAGUUUAUCUUUGGCUCGGGCUUUUGCAAGACAAAAAGCAUUUUAUCGACGGAUUGCCGGGAGGCUAUUCACUUAGCACUGAACUGAAAAAUGCUGACAGGCCUCGCGCUAAUCCACCAACGAAUAUAUUUUACACCGAGAGACACAAAUUCCAAAUGCGUGCGUAUAUCUACCAAGCCAGAUCAUUAAUAGGAUCUGAUGCUUCGGGUCUAUCUGAUCCAUUCGCACGAGUUGUUAUAGGAGAUUGCUCUGCUACGACGCAAGUUAUUGACGAGACUUUAAGUCCAACUUGGGAUGAAUUACUCCUAUUUGAUGACAUACUGCUAUACAGCUCAAUCGAUCAAAUAAAAAAAUACCCACCAACUAUAGCAAUUGAAAUAUUUGAUCAAGAUAAAGUUGGAAAAUCAGAAUUCAUUGGUCGAGCUUUGGCACGACCACAUAUUAAAUCUCUGUCGGAGAAAUAUGAAAAACCUGAAUUCCCACCUCGGCUAGAGUGGCACACAAUACUUCGGGGAGGCGAUGCUGCGGGCGAGCUCUUGGCUACCUUUGAGCUUUUGGAGGUACCAUUAAAACAAGGUGUUCCCGAAUUACCUGAUCUCCCAGAUCCUAGGGAACCAAAUGGAAAGCCACCAAUCGAUGCCAAUAAAGGCCCAAUUCUUCCUGUACCAGUGGGAAUACGCCCGACUCUAUCGAAAUAUCGUAUAGAAAUAUUGUUUUGGGGUUUGCGCAACUUAAAACGUGUUCAUCUGCUAUCCGUUGAUAAACCAAGGGUUGACAUAGAAUGCGCUGGACAUUUGAUAUACUCAUCUGUUAUACAAAAUUCCAAACGCAAUCCUAACUUCACAAGUCCGGUAAAAUUCAUUGAUGUUGAACUGCCAGAUCAGGAUUUAUAUCGACCUCCCUUGACGAUCCGUGUUUUAGAUUGCCGGAGCUUUGGCAGAGUGACACUUGUUGGAACACAUACUAUUAAUUCGAUUCAUAAAUAUAUGUACACCCCUAUGAGCAAGCGUGAAAAAGAUCUUGAGGACCGUAAAAAGUCAUUGAUUCAAUUACAAAAUGUAGACUUGCAUGCGAAUCGUAUAGUUCAGGAUGAUAUAAUUAUGACUACUGACGAGAGAGAUAGCUGUCCUCUUCUAAUACAUGACUUCCAAGGAACAGCUUCUUAUGGAUCAAGCGCUACUUCUCCUAUGCGUAAAAAAGCACCAGGCUAUGCAAAACGUGAACUCAGCAGGAGGAGGAAACCAAGUUCCGAAUCAUCCGGUGAAGAGGAUGACAGUAGCAAAGAUUGGUGGACAAAAUAUUUCGCAUCCGUAGAAAAAAUGAUAGAAGAAGAAAAAGAACACAAGAGGGAAAGACAAGGUUUACUACAGCCCUGCACUCUGAACUAUGUUGACGAAACACAGUCUCCUCGAGAUGAAGCCCACUCACCGCGAACUGAACGCAACAGACGCCGUCGCACUGCAUCGCCAAAACCGAGUCCAACUAUAACCAACAAUUAUGAAAUACCUACCAGCACAUUGGCUAAAGUAUAUCCACACGAGCUUGAGGCUGUACCAGAGUAUGAAGAGUUUAAAGAUUGGCUGCACUCAUUUGACUUAUACCGUGGCAAAAAGACGGGUGAUGAGGCUGAAGAUGAAAGUAGAGUUGUUGGAACAUUUAAGGGAGCACUAAAAGUUUACAAAUGGCCACUGUCUAAAGAAGCUGAAGAAAACACCGUCAUGGAAUUUGAUCCAAAUUCUGGUUUCUUCCAUAACGUACCCAGUAAUGAGCCGAUACAUGUUUUGAUAAGAGUUUACAUUGUCAAGGCCACAGAUCUACAUCCUAUGGAUUUUAAUGGAAAAGCCGAUCCUUACAUAGUCCUUCAUCUGGGAUCACGUAAAUUCAGUGACAAGGAGCAUUAUCAAUCCAAACAACUCAAUCCAGUAUUUGGUAGAUGUUUUGAAACAGAAGCUACUUUCCCUCAUGAUUCUAUGCUCACAAUACAAAUUCUUGAUUGGGAUUUGUUAGGAAAAGACGAUUUGAUUGGUGAGACAAAAAUCGAUCUAGAGAACAGAUUUUAUAGCCGUCACCGUGCAACUUGUGGAUUACCGAUGAAAUAUGAAGAAGAGGGAUUUAACCGUUGGCGCGAUGCAAUGAAGCCAACACAAAUUUUGGCUAAACUAUGCAAAGAUAUCAAAAUAGACGCGCCGAUAUAUGAAUAUGGUCGGGUUAGGAUUGGACGUACAAUUUUCAACAUGUCCAUGGAUGAUCCCGAAUUAUUCACUAAUCCCGACACAAUUCAAGAACAGAUGGCAUUGAAUGUGCUCCGACGUUGGCACGAGGUCCCCCGCCUUGGGACACAUCUUGUCGUUGAACAUGUAGAAACACGACCCCUUUAUAAUCCCAAUAAGCCGGGUAUCGAACAAGGACGCCUAGAGAUGUGGGUUGAUAUGUUCCCAAUGGAUAUGCCACUCCCUGGACAGCCUGUAAACAUCUCUCCCAGAAAACCAAAAUCUUACGAAAUGAGAGUCAUUAUUUGGAACACUGAUGAUGUUGUUCUUGAAGACGAUGCAUUCUUUACUGGUGAAAAGAUGUCUGAUAUCUACGUGAAAGGGUGGCUGAAAGGUCCUGAUGAUUGUCAAAGCACUGACAUUCACUACCGCUCACUAACUGGCGAAGGAAAUUUCAACUGGCGUUUCAUUUACCCCUUCGACUACUUGGAGGCUGAAGAGCGUAUAGUGAUAACGCGCAAAGAAUCGGUAUUCUCAUGGGAUGAAACUGAAUGCAAAAUUCCAGCACGGCUAGAAUUGCAAGUUUGGGAUGCUGAUCAUUUCUCAGCUGAUGACUUUUUGGGGGCUUUGACUCUAGAUCUGAACCGUUUCCCGCGGGGUGCAAAGUCUUCCAAGCUUUGCACAUUGGACAUGCUACGAAAUGAUGGUACUGUGCCAAUGGUAAACAUUUUCAAACAAAAGCGUAUUAAAGGCUGGUGGCCUUUCUAUACUAAACGUGACAAUGAAGAAAUGGAACUUACUGGAAAAGUAGAGGCUGAAAUCCAUCUUCUUACUCGUGAAGAAGCCGAGAAAGUACCAGCUGGAUUGGGACGCAAUGAACCAGAUCCCUUGGAAAAACCAAAUCGGCCAGACGCGUCCUUCAUGUGGUUUUUGAAUCCGCUGAAGUCUCUGCGCUACAUACUGUGGCACAACUACAAGUGGACCAUCGUCAAAACGAUGUUUGUAGCCGGCGUGGCUCUGAUGAUCUUUUUACUCAUCUACGCUGUUCCCGGAUACACAGUCAAGAAAUUCCUCGGUGCUUAAACGGAUGAUUGUAUUGUUAAACAUAUCAAUUUGGAGGACUUACGAAAAUUAUUACAAUGUUAUCUAUUUAAAGUAAAGAUUAAAAGUCUCAGUUUAACUAUAGUUAGCUGGCGCCAUAGCGCCACAUUCUGACAAACCAAUUUAAAAAAAAAGAUUCGCCUCCAUCACAAGAAGAUCAGCGAAAUGGCUCCCGGAUUAAAGUCAACAAAUACCACUAUAACCAGCCUUAGUCUGGUUUAAGUUUCACGACGACCGUCAGUAUGGACUGCCCCGCGCAGAUCGGUCUGUAUUAAGAUUAGGGAGCGUUUACGCGGAGAGUUCCGUACGGACGACUGUCGGCUUGGAAAGCACCGUAGCCUGCACGGUGCAUCUGAAGUAAACCAGUCUAGGGCUGGUUUUAGUGUUAUUUGUCGAUUUUAAUCCGGGAGCCAUUUUCCUGAUUUAAAGUACACAAUAUUAUGACAUAAUAUUUGAUAUUACAUAUCUCCUGAUAAUACGCACUUUUCGAUGCUAUAGGAUACGUGCAGUAAGUUUUUACGACCAUAUUUCAACCGGUCAUGGAGCAAACCUAUACAUUAUAACUAUAAUAUAAUAUUUAUUAUCUUCAUCUCAAAUCAUCAUCUUGACUAUUUGUGAAAUUAUUAUUACAAAAUUAUUCCAUCUUUUCGCUAAUACAUCAUAUUUUUAUGAU